Messenger RNA from Rubroshorea leprosula, 770 nucleotides. The record is from the annotation of a GenBank genome assembly. NCBI's taxonomy places the organism in Eukaryota, Viridiplantae, Streptophyta, Magnoliopsida, Malvales, Dipterocarpaceae.
GGGCGGACUGAGUUGGUAAAGACACAAAAGUUCCGAAGGAACAAGCCGUGAAGGUAGGUUCGCGAGCAAUCAUCAUACGAAAAUGAACCAACCUACAACUUCGUUUGCCGGAACCACUAGCGCUUAUUUCGGGAGAUCCGGGAAGCUACCUAAAUGGAGAGCCCACGCCUGCAGGGUGGUUAAUUCGCCGGGUUCGCCUCGUUAGGGAAGAAAAAUGCGCAUGAAGAAGCGGCUGUUUGAUAAAGCGGAUGCAGAUGCGCUAAGGAUGAAUGAAGCAAAGAUAGAUCUGCUAUGCGCUUGUUUCUGGGGUCGGUCCGAAUUCAACUAUGUCGGGGAAAGGCUUGUAGUCUUUGGCUGCCGGCUGGCAACGAAGCUCGUCGAGGAGGAUGGUCGGAGACCGGCAUCACAAUAUGGGGGACUUUGGGGGCGCCUAUCAAACUCUUCACUGAUACGACUAUCGAUGACCAAGUCCUUCUUUCGGUCAGGUCAAGGGAGGCCAGUUCCAUUCAGACAGAAAAGAAUGCAUUGCCCUCUUAGAGAGGAGCAGGUCCGGGCUAUCCUUUUCAUUCUCAGUCCUUGGGCGAUUCAGUCCAAAGAGGAAAGGCCAAAGGUAGUGCGGGUGACCCCGUUCUUUAGGUAUUGGCCCAAGUCGUUAAUCGGAGUAGGACUACCGGUGAUUCCACCUUGGAACGAGCAAGCUAUCUUCUUACGGGGUGGCGGCGGGCUAUUAGCUCAGGGGCGGUGGUAACCCACUGGCUUACCGCUCGCAU